Lachancea fermentati is the source of this 813-nucleotide messenger RNA. The record is from the annotation of a GenBank genome assembly. NCBI's taxonomy places the organism in Eukaryota, Fungi, Ascomycota, Saccharomycetes, Saccharomycetales, Saccharomycetaceae.
AUGGGUGCUCCUAUAAUCGAUAAAAAUGGUCUAGCAUCGAGGGCCUUACAGUCGCUCUUGCAUCAAUGCGAAACAGAUCCAAAAUUAGCCACAGACAAGAAUAUUCAAAUGGUGAUAAGCACUAUCAAACCUAUAGGCUUGAAAAAUGACUACGUUCCCCGAAUUAUACCUCUCACAAAAUCUAAACUGCAUAAACCGAAUGAUCUCCGAAUUUUACUGAUCACCAAGGACCCUUCAACUCUGUAUAGAAAUACAUUAACAAAGGACCCUUUGACGGCAGAUCUAUUCAAAGAAAUAAUAUCUCUGAAAAAGCUAAAGGGAAGAUAUCACGGUUCAAAGCUAAAUAAGCUUUUCAAGGAGUUUGACAUUGUUGUUGCAGAUUACCGAGUUCACCACCUCUUGCCCCACGUUUUGGGGAGCGCAUUUUACCAUAGCAACAAGAAGCUGCCAUAUAUGAUACAAAUGUCGCGAGCAGUAAAAGUUAAACGCGAAAAAAUGCCCGAAGAAUGUGAUGCCUCCUAUGUGCGUGCUCAGCUAAGAAGCAUUUGCCGGAACACAUCAUACGUCCCCAACAACGACAACUGUCUAAGUGUGAAGAUUGGGGAGGCCGGCGUUCAUUCGGUAAACGAAAUGUCGCAAAGCAUCCAAGAUGUCGUCAAUUUUCUAAUGGAUAAAAGUAAGAAGCCGCAAGGUGGUAUUAUCAGAGGUGGGAUUUCAUCUAUUCUUGUGAAGACAAGCAAUAGCGUGAGCUUACCAGUUUAUCGGAUCUCCAAUACACCACAAGAGCUGGAUGAGGAUGAAAUAAGGCUCUGA